Molecule: messenger RNA, 1192 nt
Organism: Sorghum bicolor (sorghum)
Lineage: Eukaryota; Viridiplantae; Streptophyta; Magnoliopsida; Poales; Poaceae
Product: ATP synthase subunit d, mitochondrial
Exons: 5
Coding region: 155-664 (169 amino acids)
Biological process (GO): proton motive force-driven ATP synthesis
Molecular function (GO): proton transmembrane transporter activity
Source: RefSeq, a predicted model, not a curated record
GGACUCUUGCCACUCCACGAGCACCACCAGGCCAUCCCCCCGUAUACCCAUUUCCUUGUUCGGUCGGAACGCGGCGGCGGCGGCGGCGGCGAGAGGGAGAGAGAGGGGAGAGUCGGCAGGCCCCGAGGGAGGAGGCAGCGGCGGGCCGGACAAUAUGAGCGGCAACGGCGCGAAGAAGGUGGUGGAUGUGGCCGUGAAGGCCGCCAAGGCGAUCGAUUGGGACGGCAUGGCCAAGAUGCUCGUCUCCGACGAGGCGCGCAAGGAGUUCGCCACGCUCCGCCGCACCUUUGAGGACGUCAACCACCAGCUCCAGACCAAGUUCUCCCAGGAACCCCAACCGAUUGAUUGGGAGUACUACAGAAAAGGAAUUGGAUCAAAAGUGGUGGAUAUGUACAAAGAGGCUUAUGAAAGCAUCGAGAUCCCGAAGUACGUCGACACAGUUACUCCCGAGUACAAGCCGAAGUUUGAUGCUCUGGUUGUUGAAUUGAAGGAGGCUGAGAAAGCGUCUCUGAAGGAGUCAGAAAGGAUAGAGAAGGAAAUUGCUGAACUCAAGGAAAUGAAGAAAAAGAUCAGUACAAUGACAGCAGAUGAGUACUUUGAGAAGCACCCUGAACUCAAGAAGAAGUUUGACGAUGAAAUCCGUAAUGAUUACUGGGGAUAUUGAAGAGAUUGGAGAGAACUCUUAUCUUGCCAUUUCCAUGUCUGUGAAGAACCAAUAAUUUUUCUGUGCCCCGAUAUGUAUAGGGGAAAUCUGCAAUCUCAAAUUGGUGGUUUCCAUAGCAUGUGCACGGGGUUUGGGUGGAAUGCCUACAGAAUCGACUGUGUCAAGCUUUCUUGAAAUUCCAUCGAAACAUGUUUUGUUUGAUCUCAUCAUUUUGAAGAGGAUCCCUGCUUUUGUCAUACAAAGAUUAUGAUAUGAUCUUAGCCCCUUUCUACUUGAAUAAGAGGUUUUCUGCAGACCCUUUUCCUCUACUGGCCUUCUGUGACGCAUUGGUCUGAAUCCUUGUAAAUGUUCGGUGCAAGUGUGGCACUUAUCCUACCUUACUAUUAGAAAGUUGAAACUGCCGUCUUGGACAUCAACAGUCUUCAAAACAUAAUGUUUAUGGAUUGAAAUGUUGAUGUAUGUACUUGUGAAGGAAGAACCUACUAUUCUUUGUUGAACUUAAGGCAUGAUGAUUUGUCCUUUUUUGAA